Messenger RNA from Linum trigynum, 3385 nucleotides. The record is from the annotation of a GenBank genome assembly. NCBI's taxonomy places the organism in Eukaryota, Viridiplantae, Streptophyta, Magnoliopsida, Malpighiales, Linaceae.
GAUUGUACCAUAGGUUUCUUAAACCUUGCUCAAAAGGAUAGUUUGAGUGUAUCCCACACAAUGAACUUUGUCCUCCAUGACCAAAAAAUAAAAGACAAGGAUGUGUAAUUCUCUACUCUAGUGUAGUUUUUUGAUUUUGGCAUGGUCCAUUAAAUCGUACCGUACCAGCGGUUCAACCACAAAAUAUCAGUAUCGGAGGCUAAACCGAUAGGCAGUAUUUAACGGUAUUAAUAGUUAAACUACUAUUCAACCACGAUUUUGCCGUAAAAUACCCUACCGAUACAGUCUCCGAUACGGUUUUAUGAACCAUGCUUUUGGGUGUUGCCGACAUGGCUCGUACUAGCCAGCAAAAUAUCAGGAGAUUUUUGCUGUGGUCGACCGUCUACGCAUCAUCUCUGGUACAACGAAAAUAAGAGGUCCAAACCCUACCAAGAAGAAAAUCGACGGCUUAAAAUGGCUGUUAGGCUUUCGCGGUUUUUCUGCCAACUUCCCCUCCUUUUCUUCCUCUCGUCUGGUUCCCAUUUCCGAGAAAACAAACAGAUUGAGGAAAACCCUCUCUUAUUCCAUUAUUAGUAGCAGUCAUUAUUCCUUCCUUCCUCUUUUCUUCCAUUUUUCUUUUCCUUUCUCCCAUCCCAUCACUUCCACUUUUCCUGAUUUACCAUUCAUUCAUUGAUCCCUUCUCCCCCAACUUACUUCACUGAAACUUUCUUUCCCCUGUUUUCCAUUUCUCUCCGAUGAAGGCCCUGUCAGCCAGAUACUGGGUUCAAUCCUUUCCCAACCGCGAACCCGCCAAGAUCAAAGGCAAGCCGAUCAGCCAACUGGGCUUUGCUCACUUCUCCGGUGGCAGAAGCCGCGGCGGCAAUGUCGGCUUCCCGCAGCUGGUUGCCGUUGCUUCUGGCAAGGGCUCUUCUUCGCCAACAUCGAGUAUGCCUGAUAACGACACCGAAAUUGGGAAGAAGCAGAACAUGCACGGAGAAGAAGAAAACAAGGGUUUCGUGCUUGACCCCGAGACUGAUGAUUCUGGUUCCGUUGUUGGCUUCAAUUUGACCUCUUCCCACCCUCUCACUGGUGAUGCCAGUGAGGUGGCAACUGAAGCUCCUGCAGAGGUAAUUUCUGGGAAGGUGGAGGAGACCGAUGGCGACAUUGAAGGGGCAGACGAAGCUCCGACCAAAGUGACACACAGUAUUGUCUUUGUCACCUCUGAAGCGGCGCCGUAUUCGAAGACGGGCGGGCUUGGAGAUGUUUGUGGUUCAUUGCCGAUUGCACUAGCUGCCAGAGGACAUCGAGUGAUGGUUGUCUCUCCAAGGUAUUUACAUAGCCCUGAAGACGAUACAUUUGCCGCUGCUCUAGAUGCUGACUGUAGGAUUAAGAUUGCUUGCUUUGGAGGGGAGCAAGAAGUGGCCUUUUUCCAUGAGUACAGAGACCUAGUUGAUUGGGUAUUUGUAGACCAUCCUUCUUACCAUAGGCCGGGGAAUCCUUAUGGAGACGUCAAUGGUGCUUUUGGUGAUAACCAGUUUCGGUUCGCUUUACUCUGCUACGCAGCAUGUGAAGCACCACUGGUGCUCCCACUUGGAGGUUUCAACUAUGGCCAGAAAUGCCUAUUCAUGGUCAAUGACUGGCAUGCUGGCUUGGUUCCUGUACUUUUGGCUGCUAAGUACCGUCCAUAUGGUGUUUAUAAGGAUGCUCGAUGUAUUCUUGUGAUACACAAUCUUGCUCAUCAGGGAGUAGAGCCAGCAGCAACUUAUGGUAAUCUAGGAUUAUCUCCAGACUGGUAUGGGGCAUUGGGAUGGGUUUUCCCUGAAUGGGCAAGGACCCAUGCUCUUGACACAGGUGAAGCGAUCAAUGUGCUAAAGGGUGCUAUUGUGACAUCGGACCGGAUAUUGACUGUUAGCAAGGGGUAUGCAUGGGAAAUUACGACCGUUGAAGGUGGAUACGGUCUUAAUGAGUUGUUAAGCAGUCGAAGGAUUGUUUUGAAUGGGAUCACGAAUGGCAUUGAUGUUAACGAGUGGAAUCCAUCGAGCGAUAAACAUUUAGAAGCCCAUUAUUCUGCUGAUGAUCUUUCUGGAAAGGUUCAAAAUAAGAUUGCUUUGCAGAAGGAAUUAGGUCUUCCUGUGAGACCUGAAUGUCCCCUGAUUGGAUUCAUAGGGAGAUUAGACUACCAAAAGGGUGUUGACCUUAUUUGUUGGGGAAUUCCUGAACUUCUGAAUGAUGAUGUUCAAUUCGUUAUGCUUGGGUCUGGAGAUAAAAUGUACGAAGGCUGGAUGAGAGAAGCAGAGGCAGCUCAUAAAGACAAAUUCCGGGGUUGGGUUGGAUUCAAUGUUCCAAUUUCCCACAGAAUAACUGCAGGCUGCGACAUACUGCUGAUGCCCUCGAGAUUCGAACCCUGCGGACUAAAUCAGUUGUAUGCAAUGAGAUAUGGAACUAUCCCAGUUGUUCAUGGCACAGGAGGACUUCGAGACACUGUGCAGACGUUCGAUCCAUAUGCUGACGACGGUAAAGGUGAUGGCACAGGGUGGACAUUUUCUCCGUUAUCAGUAGACAGCAUGUUAUGGGCAUUGAGAACUGCGAUAUCGACAUACAGAGAUCACAAAGAGUCGUGGGAAGGGAUGAUGAAGAGAGGCAUGGAGAAGGACUACUCUUGGGAUAACGCUGCUGUCCAAUACGAGCAGGUCUUCGAGUGGGCUUUCAUCGAUCCCCCUUACUGUUAGAAAACCACAGGACUACUACUACUACUACCACCACCACCACCAAAACAGCUACUACAUCAACCUAGCUUUCAUCAGACAAAAGAACCUCACAAGAUCCUCUUUUGCUGGCCCAGCCAGGCUUCCGUUACUCAUCAGCACUCCCUAGUUUUAUCGAUGUAGUUCUUAUAUAGUUGUUAGAUGGUAGGACCUGGUUUUAGCAGCACAAUGUGAUGUGAUUGUGGGCUCCAUUACCAGGUGAUUCUAUUUUAAUCAAGUUUUUGUACGUGGGUUGUUAGCUUCAAGCUGUACACAUUUGAUUUGAAUGAUUUUACUAGAUAGAAAAGAUGACAUAUUUGUUUGGUGGCUUUGCCAUAUUAUAAGAGAGUAGAGUAGAAUCAGAAUGUGCUCUCCAUCAUUCCCACCACUUCCACAUGUCUCAGUUUCUUUAUAUAUCCAACCCUUUCUUUUGAUGAACCAUCCAAGGAAGUGGUCAAUCAAGUAGAGCAAUAAACUUUGAAGUUUGAUCAACUAUUGAUUCUAUUCCUGGAAGGGAAAAAAAAAAAAAAAAAGACUAACAAGAGCUCGUCCGCAAGAAGGGAUCGAUUUGUCUGUCCUCUAUCGCUCUUCUUCUGUCCGGUAUUGGUUGCAAUGGAUCGGGUAGCAUUUAAAACAAUUCUAAAUGAACGUCAUUUGACUAA